Messenger RNA from Electrophorus electricus (electric eel), 2054 nucleotides. RefSeq names its product protein phosphatase 3 catalytic subunit alpha. Gene Ontology annotation, molecular function: calmodulin-dependent protein phosphatase activity. The record is from RefSeq and is a predicted model, not a curated record. NCBI's taxonomy places the organism in Eukaryota, Metazoa, Chordata, Actinopteri, Gymnotiformes, Gymnotidae. Gene Ontology annotation, biological process: calcineurin-mediated signaling.
GGUAUGCGAGACUUGAUACAGUGUAGCUGUAAAUCAGACGGACCUACACUAACAGCGUUGAAAUUUGCUACCCUGUUGCGAGUAUUUCUGGCCAGCGAUAUAGGAGCAAGCGACAUCGUCCGCAGCCCUCCCGUUUUGGGGAAAGAGUCGAAGUUGUCAAGCGAGGACUUUACACCUCAAACCUAAAAAGAGCCCCGAACAUAUCGGACUGGAAAUGUCUGAAAACAAGCCGAGCGACGAGCCGAAGUUGUCUACGACGGACAGAGUUAUUAAAUCUGUCCCGUUCCCCCCCAGCCACAGGCUGACCGUAAAGGAGGUGUUUGACAGCGAUGGCAAGCCCAAGGUGGACGUGCUGAAGGGCCACCUGACCAAGGAGGGCCGCGUGGAGGAGAGCGUCGCCUUGCGGCUCAUCAGCGAAGGCGCCGCCAUCCUCCGCUCUGAGAAGAACCUCCUGGACAUCGAGGCUCCCGUCACAGUUUGUGGGGACAUCCAUGGGCAGUUCUUCGAUUUGAUGAAGCUGUUUGAGGUGGGAGGGUCGCCAGCCAACACGCGCUACCUUUUCCUGGGCGAUUAUGUGGACAGAGGAUAUUUCAGUAUUGAGUGUGUGCUGUACUUAUGGGCCUUAAAAAUCCUUUACCCCAAAACACUGUUCUUGCUGCGUGGGAACCACGAAUGUAGACAUUUAACAGAAUAUUUCACCUUUAAACAGGAAUGUCGGAUUAAGUACUCAGAGCGGGUGUACGACGCGUGCAUGGAUGCCUUCGACUGCCUGCCCCUGGCCGCGCUCAUGAACCAGCAGUUCCUGUGCGUGCACGGAGGACUCUCCCCGGAAAUCACAAACCUCGACGACAUUAGGAAAUUAGACAGAUUCAAGGAGCCCCCAGCCUACGGACCGAUGUGCGAUCUGCUGUGGUCAGACCCGUUGGAGGACUUUGGCAACGAGAAGAGCCAGGAACACUUCACGCACAACACGGUGCGGGGCUGCUCCUACUUCUACAGUUAUCCUGCCGUGUGCGACUUCCUACAACACAACAACUUAUUAUCUGUCAUCCGGGCCCACGAAGCACAGGACGCUGGGUAUCGGAUGUACAGGAAGAGCCAGACUACAGGCUUCCCCUCCCUCAUCACUAUCUUCUCAGCCCCUAACUACUUAGAUGUCUACAAUAAUAAAGCUGCUGUGCUGAAAUACGAGAAUAACGUCAUGAACAUUCGGCAGUUCAACUGCUCCCCCCAUCCUUACUGGCUUCCUAACUUCAUGGAUGUUUUUACCUGGUCACUGCCAUUUGUUGGAGAGAAAGUCACUGAGAUGCUGGUAAAUGUAUUGAGCAUCUGCUCCAAUGAUGAAUUGACCACCGACGAGGAGAUUGAUGGACAGCUAAUUUAUGCCCCCAAGAAAGGUGCCACGGCUUCCGCCCGCAAAGAGGUGAUUCGGAAUAAGAUCCGCGCCAUCGGGAAGAUGGCCAGAGUGUUCUCAGUCCUACGAGAGGAGAGUGAGAGUGUGCUUACUCUGAAGGGGCUCACCCCCACCGGUAUGCUGCCAAGCGGCGUGCUCUCAGGCGGCAGAGAGAAACUCCAGAACGCUACUAUUGAGGCUAUAGAGGCCGAUGAAGCCAUCAAAGGCUUCUCGCCCCAGCAUAAGAUCACUAGCUUUGAGGAGGCGAAGGGCCUGGACCGCAUCAACGAACGGAUGCCGCCCCGUCGCGACACCCUGCAGUGCGACGCCAGCCUCAACUCGCUCAACAAGGCACUGUGCUCCGAGGCCAACGGCACCGAGGGAAAGGCCGGCAGCGGCAACAUCCAGUGACGCAGCGGCGCCACCCGCCCCGCCCGUGCCACCGCGGCAACGAGACUCCUCCCCCUCUCUUUCUCCACGCUCCGAAUGCCAGACAAAGGAGUGCAGCAAUCGGGGCCCUGCGCGACAGAAGGGAAGAGGGUGAGGAGAGAAGGGGGUGUGAAGGGGAGAGCAGAGUUUUCAAAUACGAUUCAGAGCGACACUCUUGUCUUUGGAUAUGCCUUUAAAAAAAAAAAGGAAAAAAAAAAAGAAUUAUUUUGCU